Blumeria graminis f. sp. triticale is the source of this 1206-nucleotide messenger RNA. Lineage: Eukaryota; Fungi; Ascomycota; Leotiomycetes; Helotiales; Erysiphaceae. The record is from the annotation of a GenBank genome assembly.
AUGGCAUCUUUUGUGCCGAAGCCAGGCCCCGCUCAUCUCUCCAGGAAUGCUGGUCUAAGUGAGUGGCUGGAAGAGGCAAAGCAGUGUCGAUAUCUUCCAGAGUAUGUAAUGAAGCAACUCUGCGAAAUGGUCAAAGAGUGUCUGAUGGAAGAAUCAAAUAUUCAACCAGUCACCACACCUGUCACAGUAGCUGGUGAUAUUCAUGGGCAGUUUUACGAUAUUCUGGAACUGUUCAAGGUAGCAGGAGGAAUGCCUGGCGAGACAAAUGUUGAGCCUCCAGUUUCACAAUCAAAGAUCAUCAAUUCUGAUGACAUUGAACCUCCAACCCAAAUUACGAAUCCAAGGUUACAAAAGAUGAUAAAAAAUCCUAGUUUUGUGAUAGAGGAAGAUGAUGAAUAUCAAGAUGAAGAACCACGUGGUCGCUCACGCACUACUGAAAGUCCAUACUCAACCCACAACUACACGAAUAGCGCAAAUGAACCCAAUCGUGACGGGAAUCAAAAUUUUAUAUUUCUCGGCGACUUUGUUGAUCGUGGAUACUUUAGCUUGGAGACAUUUACUUUGCUAAUGUGCCUGAAAGCUAUGUACCCAGACAAGAUUACCCUUGUUAGGGGGAAUCACGAGUCUCGCCAAAUCACUCAGGUCUAUGGUUUCUACGCUGAGUGCUUGCAAAAGUAUGGAAAUGCAUCUGUAUGGAAAUCUUGCUGCCAGGUCUUUGACUUUCUAGUCAUAGCUGCCAUAAUUGAUGGUGAAGUCCUCUGCGUUCAUGGCGGGCUGAGCCCUGAGAUCCGAACCAUGGACCAACUACGGGUGUUAGCCCGUGCUCAGGAAAUACCUCAUGAGGGUGCCUUCUGUGAUCUAGUUUGGAGUGAUCCAGAGGAGGUUGAGACCUGGGCCAUAUCUCCACGUGGUGCUGGAUGGCUGUUCGGCGAUAAGGUGGCCACUGAAUUCAACUACGUGAACGGCUUGAAGCUUAUUGCCCGAGCUCAUCAGCUGGUCAAUGAAGGAUAUAAAUACCAUUUUGUAGAGAAAUCAGUUGUCACUGUAUGGUCGGCUCCCAAUUAUUGUUACCGUUGUGGCAAUGUUGCAUCCAUCAUGAACCUCGAUAAAGACCUUAAUCCCAAGUUCAGUAUUUUCAGUGCUGUUCCAGUUGAAAACCGAUCCUUACCUGUUGGCUACUGGGGGGGUGGGGAAUAUUUCUUGUGA